CGGCGUUGGUCUCGCUUAGAGCUGCCAGGCGGGGUGUGCGGGGAGGUGUAGCACCGCAUCGGCCAUCGCCGGGGCUCCGCCGCUCCUUCCCUCAUGAGCAGCCAGGCGGCGGAGGGCGCGGGGAGCCAGCGGCCCCCAGAUGAUGGCGUGCCCGAAGCUGCAGGUGAGGAGCGGAGGCGGCUUACCAAAGAGCAGCUCUUCACCAUGGUUGCGACAGCUUCCAUAAACUUCAGUUCAAUGAUAUGUUAUUCAAUCCUGGGACCCUUUUUCCCUACGGAGGCAGAAAAAAAAGGUGCCAGUAACACCGUUGUUGGUAUGAUUUUUGGAUGUUUCGCCCUGUGCAAUUUCUUGACUUCUUUAAUCUUGGGAAAUUAUCUUACGCAAAUUGGAGCAAAAUUCAUGUUCGUGUCAGGGAUGUUUGUUUCAGGCUGUGUGACCAUUCUCUUUGGAAUGUUGGACAAGGUGCCGAGCGGACCCAUUUUCAUUAGUCUGUGCUUUUUAGUAAGAGCAAUGGAUGCAGUUGGUUUUGCAGCCGCGAUGACAGCAUCAUUUUCAAUCCUUGCAAAGGCCUUUCCCAGUAAUAUCGCUACUGUCCUGGGCAGUCUUGAAAUUUUUACAGGACUGGGACUGGUGCUGGGCCCGCCUUUAGGUGGCUUUUUGUAUCAGUCCUUUGGUUACGAGGUCCCUUUCAUUACCCUGGGAUGCGUGGUGUUGGUCUUGGUGCCUGUGAAUAUGUGCAUAUUACCAGAAUAUGCAGAUUCGAUCCCUAGCAAGGACUCCUUCUGGAAGCUCAUUCUCUUACCAAAAAUCUUAGUGCUGUGUCUUACAAUAUUUUCUCUAAGUGCAUGUUUGGGCUUUUUGGAUCCCACAAUGUCUCUAUUUAUCCUAGAGAAGUUCAAAAUCCCAACUGGCUACGUGGGCUUGGUGUUCCUCGGGUUGGCACUCUCGUACUCCCUGUCUUCUCCUCUCCUUGGGCUCGUCAGCGACAAACUGCCGAACCUCAGGAAGUGGCUGCUGGUGUCUGGAGGCUUAAUAACAGCACUGUGCUUUUUCAUGUUGGGACCUGCUCCUGUGCUGCACAUCAAAAGUCAGCUGUGGAUGUUUGUGCUGGUGCUGGUUUUCAUUGGCUUUUCCCUCGGCAUGAGCGCUAUCCCCUUGUUUCCAGAGAUGCUGCACUGUGCAUAUGAGAAUGGGUUUGAAGAAGGUCUGAGUCUGCUGGGACUAGUGUCUGGGCUCUUCAAUGCCAUGUGGUCCCUUGGGGCAUUUGCAGGUCCCACCAUAGGAGGAUUUCUGACUGAAAAGCUGGGUUUCGAAUGGGCCUCAGCCAUCCAAGGAGGAUGGGCACUCUUAAGUCAAUAUGAUGCCAGUUAG
Molecule: messenger RNA, 1371 nt
Organism: Calidris pugnax (ruff)
Lineage: Eukaryota; Metazoa; Chordata; Aves; Charadriiformes; Scolopacidae
Gene: SLC18B1
Product: solute carrier family 18, subfamily B, member 1
Exons: 13
Coding region: 94-1371 (425 amino acids)
Biological process (GO): transmembrane transport
Molecular function (GO): transmembrane transporter activity
Source: RefSeq, a predicted model, not a curated record